AUGUCUAUGGUUAGUGAUAGCUUCGACCAUCCACACUCAAGACAUCAUUCACUCCACUCUGAAGAGGAUAAAAAAUUGCCUCCAGCAGUAAAGGAAAGUAUAACUGGAGAGAAAAGAAGAAUGAUUAUUACAAUGAUAAUUGCUAUUUCUUCAACAUGGACUUUAUAUGGAAAUAUUGCAACAUUUUAUCCUCCUUACAGAUUAGAGCAUCAUGACACAAUUACUGAUACUUAAGUGGGUAUUGUUUUAGCAUUGUUUGAGGGUGGUGUCUUACUUUCUUCGCCAUUUAUUGCGCAUACUCUUAUGGUAUUCUUUAUUUUAUCGCUUGCAUUGAGAUUAUUGUAAGGAGCUGGUGAUACCUGCAUUAGCACAGCAUGUUUAUCCUUAAUAUCCUCGGAAUUCCCUUCUCGCAGAGAAGAGUUUGUUGGGUAUGCCGAGGGUGCUAUAGGAGCUGGGCUUAUGCUAGGUCCUGUUAUCGGCUAAGCACUCUAUACUCUGCUAGGCUUUGAAUAUACCUUUUACUGCACUUCAGCUAUUCUUAUGCUCCCAUUUUUGGCAGUCCUUUAGUUUAUCCCUUCAUAAUACAAUAGGUCAUCAGAUGAUAGGGCAGGAAGCAUGACAUCAUCACAAAGACUAGAAAAAAGCAAGGAAAUUCGACUAAGGAUGUUAUUAACCAAUAAAAGGGUGAUUGUUGCAGCUCUCUCUUCGAUAUUUGCAAUGAUCUUCCUUUUAUUCUUUGAUACCAUUCUUUCGGAUUAACUUUUGGAUAUGGGAAUCUCUAAGGAUCUUGUGGGCUACAUUUACUCAGUAAGUUGUUUAGUUUAUUCAAUCGUUUGUCCAUUUGUGGGUUACAUUUGCAAGAAAAUCCAUAAAAUUUAUGUUCUCUAAAUAGCAAUAAUACUCUCUGCUAUUUCUUUAUAUUUCUUUGGACCUUCAAAAAUUCUUGGUUUCUCUGAUUCACUUGGAUUAAUGAUAUUUGGCAUGUCUUUACUAGGGGUAUCUUGUGCAUUAAUAUUUGUGCCUUUACUGGGUGAGAUUAUAGAGGCAGUCCAAGAAAAAGAAAAUAUUGCAUCUAGCAAUGAUUAGUUGAAUGACAAGGCUUCUAGUUUAUUUAAUAUGGCCUAUGCUGUUGGAUGUUUAAUUGCACCUAUACUUGGUGGGCUAUUUAAUGACCUUGUUGGAUUUAGAUCUACUUGCGAUAUAAUGGCUAUUGCAGCCACAGCUCUUGCAAUACUAUAUUUCCUGUUUAAUGCCCUACCUUUCUGGAUUUAUCAAAGAUAAAAGAAACAAGAAGAUGAAAAAAUUAAGCUUAAGUAUGGAAAUAUCUCAUAGAAAGAUAAACUUAUUCUUAAUAAAGUUGACCAAGAUUAAUUACUCCUAGAGGAUGAUGAAAAUUUAGAAAAAUCAAAGGAAUAUGAAAAAGAAUUAUGGCAUAUAAAGGACCAAAAUACAUUUAAUACUUAAGCAGAGGAUAAUACAUUCAUCUAGGAUUCAAUAGUUCAUUAGCCACGAAUUAUUGAUAACAAUGGUUGA
Molecule: messenger RNA, 1533 nt
Organism: Stylonychia lemnae
Lineage: Eukaryota; Ciliophora; Spirotrichea; Sporadotrichida; Oxytrichidae
Source: the annotation of a GenBank genome assembly